This is a messenger RNA of Pseudonaja textilis, 414 nucleotides long. The record is from RefSeq and is a predicted model, not a curated record. NCBI's taxonomy places the organism in Eukaryota, Metazoa, Chordata, Lepidosauria, Squamata, Elapidae.
GUUCCUGUUUGAUCUGUGAGACCUGUCAAAGUCCAGGUGAAGACUGCACUGGUAUGAGACGCACCUGUGGAGAGACUGAAGAUACCUGCCUUACCUUUGUAGGAAUAAAUUCCUUGUGGUCUGACAAAAUCACCGAGACUGUCAAACGCUGCUCUGCUAGCAGCACCUGCUUGCCUGGACCCAUCCGCGUCACCAUCAAUUCUGAGAUCCAUUUCUGGAGCGCCUCCAGCUGUUGCCAAGGAGACCUGUGCAACAACAAAAAGUUGGACAUGCCUCCUGAAAAUACUACCCUCAAUGGGCUGACCUGCCCAGCUUGCUUUAACCUUGGCUCGGAUCAGUGCGAAAUGGUCGAGACUCUGAACUGUGUAGGGGAAGACAAUCAUUGUAUAACCACAUCCGGAACCCUAACUGCUA